UUUUGAGUGAAAUCGGCAACUUGCUUUCUCCGGAUGCUUGUUUUGCCUUAAUAUUUGUCAACUAAUUUGAAUGAGAUAUUACCUGCACUAAAUAUUUUCAUAAAUGUAAAUACUUUAAUCAAACGAAGUCAUGAAUGGAAGUUCUAAUCCGCUUUUGGACAAAGAAGAACAUGUCUUGAAGCUUGGAGAGAGCUUUGAGAAGAGACCAAAAUCGUCGUUUCACACAAUCAGAUAUGACUUUAAACCAGCCUCCAUUGAUACUACAUGUGAGGGAGAGUUGCAAGUUGGCAAGGGUGAUGAGGUCACCAUCACAUUACCCCAUAUACCAGGUUCCACACCACCAAUGACAGUAUUCAAAGGCAACAAAAGGCCAUAUCAGAAGGACUGUGUUCUGAUCAUCAACCAUGACACUGGGGAGUACAUGCUGGAGAAGUUAAGCAGCAGCAUUCAGGUCAAGAAAACUAGGGCUGAGGGCAGCAGUAAGAUCCAGGCACGGAUAGAGCAGCAGUCAGUCAGAGCUUCUCAGCCUAGUUCACAGUUCCGGGCCCUCACCAAGCCAGGGGCGAGCGCCAAGACCUCCCCUACUAAAGACAACCCCUCUCCUGAACCCCAAUUGGAUGACAUCAAAAGAGAGUUACGGGCUGAGGUGGAGGUCAUUGAACAGAUGAGUAGCAGUGGCAGCAGCAGCUCCUCGGACUCGGGCAGCUGUUCUGGAAGUGGAGACGACAGCUCCAGUAGCGACGGGGAACAGGAGGGUCCACACCCUCACCUGUCCCCUAACCGUAGCUCCAUGGCCAACGGCAUCGACAAGCCACAGGGCAGCACGCAACUAAUGAACACACUGAGGAACGACCUUCAACUGAGUGAAUCUGGCAGCGAUAGUGAUGAGGACUGAGAACUCCACAACAACUCAACUCCUCACUCCCUCCCCACGUCUGCUCCUUCUC
Chanos chanos (milkfish) is the source of this 947-nucleotide messenger RNA. RefSeq names its product ELL associated factor 1 (gene eaf1). Gene Ontology annotation, molecular function: transcription elongation factor activity. Lineage: Eukaryota; Metazoa; Chordata; Actinopteri; Gonorynchiformes; Chanidae. The record is from RefSeq and is a predicted model, not a curated record. Gene Ontology annotation, biological process: transcription elongation by RNA polymerase II. The coding region runs from base 131 to 895 and encodes 254 amino acids. The transcript has 6 exons. Gene Ontology annotation, cellular component: super elongation complex.